Molecule: messenger RNA, 1084 nt
Organism: Caenorhabditis angaria
Lineage: Eukaryota; Metazoa; Nematoda; Chromadorea; Rhabditida; Rhabditidae
Source: the annotation of a GenBank genome assembly
AUGGGAUCUUGUUUCUCGCGAGAAAAUAUUCAAACGAAUUCAGAAGCUAUUCAGAAAUAUUCCGGAAUCACAGGAUGGUUUGAAUUACCAUAUGAUGUUAGAGUAUUGAUUAUUGAUUAUUUGGAUUUGAGAACAAGAAGGAAGUUAGCACGGUGUUCACAAGCUUGUCAUAAAGAAAUACUUUCAAGUUGUAAUUUUGUGGAUGAAAUUCAUAUACAAGAUUAUAUUGAGGAGGACAUACGGCAUAUUGGAAUUGUUUUGAUAUCGAAAGACGAAAAGUGGCUGUUCAGAAUUGUGGAAUUGCCUUUUCCUGGAAAUAUUAUAGUUCGAUGGGAAAUGCCGCAUCCAAAUGGAAAUAAUGAAUUAAUAUCGGAGACAGGCAUUGGCAAUUUGAAGCCGUUGCGAUUUGUUUUGGCAAAUUUCAAAAUGUUUGUGAAGAGGAAUAGGAAAAGUUUGAAGAGUAUUCGAAUUCAUAUUGUGAGUUUUUCCGUGACACUUUAAUAAUUCAAAAUUUUUUUUGCAGAAUGAUUUUCCGUACCAUAAAUGCAAUAUCAAAAAUUUGCGAAAUCCAGGAUUACAAGAUCUUAUACUUCCACAAAAUACAGUUCAUAAAGUCGAUCCGAUUUCAUGUGGAUUCGUAGAUCUCGACACAAUAUUCCGUUUCCAUCAUCUGAUUAAAGUUCCAAAUUUGAAACUCGAUUAUUUCAUGACAAAAAUCAAAACAAAAUUCGCAGUAUUAAACGCGCCCAUACCCAAUUUAGAAGAACUCGACAAUUUUUUGCGACAUUGUUUCAUUGAAGAAGAUGUUGAUGAUAAUUUCGAAGUUAUGAAGAUAAUGUUGAAAGAUGCUGAUAUGAAUAAAGAGAAAUUGAUUGAAGUUAUCAGAAAAUAUGCUGAUAAUGUGGAAUUCUUUGCAGACUUUUCGAAAUUUACGCGAAAAUCGAGAAUUUUGAAGCAUAAAAUACGAUGUAUAUAUUUGGAAGAGGAAUAUUUACGUUAUUAUACUGCCGAUGAAUCGAUCGAUGAUGAUGAUGAGGAAUCAGAUAGUACUGACAGUGAAUCUGUUUUUACUGAUGAUGAAUGA